Pungitius pungitius (ninespine stickleback) is the source of this 1989-nucleotide messenger RNA. Its product is annotated as targeting protein for Xklp2-like. The record is from RefSeq and is a predicted model, not a curated record. NCBI's taxonomy places the organism in Eukaryota, Metazoa, Chordata, Actinopteri, Perciformes, Gasterosteidae. Gene Ontology annotation, cellular component: microtubule; spindle. Gene Ontology annotation, biological process: activation of protein kinase activity; regulation of mitotic spindle organization. The transcript is spliced from 8 exons. Bases 322 to 1080 code for a protein of 252 amino acids.
UGAUCAUGACGUUAAUGUUCAAAUAGAACGGCUCGCUGCAUUUUUUAGUUGUUUUCCUCUAAGAAUGGAUGGUUUCGGUAAGUCUGUUUGAAUGAAUCGAUUUAUUGUUUUAACUGUGUUCAAGGUCCAACUUCAUACAGGUCCAAAUUCAUACAGACACAUGACUGUAGCAGUACUACUAAUAUGGGAAUUCGCAAUAGCUGACAGAAGUUUGAUAAAUGCAUUAGCAAAGUUCAACGGUAGCUUUCGUUCGUUUCCCCUCGGCCAUGUCAACGUUAUCACGAUGUGCUGCUGGCGGAGAAGAUGUGAGAUACGAAUUCGAUGCCCCAUCUCAUGUCGUCGACUUCGAAAGUCUGGAGAAUGAUGAAGGCGAAGACGUGUGGUUUGAGCAACAGGCUGGAGCAGCAGAUGACUGUCAUGACUGAAGAGGACUCUGGUCCUAGUACAUCCACAUUGCCUCCUCCAAACAUAGUCCCAUCCUGGGGUGCUGGAUCUCCUGCUUGGACUGGUGCACGGCCAAAGAGGAGCGCGGCUGUCCAACCUCCUGCAAAAGCACGCAGGGAGGGUGACAAGCUGGAGAAGGUUCGCACCUUCAAAGCCCGGCCGCUGCCUAAAAGGAUCCUGGAAGGGGUGGUGGGGCUCCCUGAGAAGAAGGUCUGGGAUCUCACGGUGCCAGAGUCCCCAGCUUUUGCCCCAAAGAGGAUUCGUUUGGAGAAGGUCGAGGAAGGGAAAGGAGAGGAGGCAGUGUUCAAAGCCAGGCCCAACACUGUCACCCACAAAGAGCCUUUCCAGCCCAAGAAGGAGGCGCGCACCCCACUGGUGGUGCAGCCCUUUGAGCUCUCGACAGAGCGUCGGGCUUUAGAGCGUCAGGAGUUUGCCCAGCGGCUCAAGGAGAAGGAGGCGCUAAGGAUUAAAAUGGAGGAGGCGCAGAGACAAGAGUGGGAGGAGAAGGAGAAGGAGGAGAUCACAAGGAUGCGGCAGAAACGGGUCCACACUGCUCAGCCCAUCAGGCGCUACAAGCCUGUGACUGUGAAGAAGAGUGAGGUCCCUCUCACUGUCCCACACCCGCCCAACUUCUGACCGCUUGUGAAAAUAAAGUUAAAAUUAAGAUUGGACGGGUCCUUGCACGUUGGGACACUGGCCAGAUUGUUAGAAAUGCGGUCGAGGACGCCUGCGGCGUUCGCAAGUCAGUGGUGUUUGUGUUUCCACCAGUCUUGGAUUGUAAUAUGGAUGUACAGAGGGUAAGGAUAUAAUGAGAAUUGUGAAAUAUGGAGCACUUUAGAUUAAGUGUCUCGAGUUGAAACCACUGUUCAAUUUGUUCUUCUUCUUUGGCACGAUUUAAGUUCAUUUAGUCUAUCAUGAACAUCGUCAAUUGUGAUGUCCUUAAGAGCAGCAAUCAAGGGGCCAAUGUAACUCUGGAUGAGCUGCAUAAGAAAUGGUUUGGCGUUUAACACCAGUCAUGUGGGAGACACUGCAAACAUGUGGAAGAAGGUGCUAUGGUCAGAGACCAAAAUGGACCCUGAACCCAAAACUGCCCAUCAUCUUGAGAACCCCCAUUGAGCACAUGAUCCCAACAUGGGGUGCUAUUGAGGUGCUGGCACCAUUUCACUUUUUAUAUUGGCCAUGUUCAAUGAAAGAGCUAAAUAACUAGAAUAUGUGGCUUUCUGUUACCAGUAGGUGGCUCUGCGGCUGUAAAGAGUUACACAGUAAUUCCAUUUCAGGUAGUACACAUCCCCAGGGUGACACUUGGAGAUAACAAGACAUUCUGAUGUACCAGUCCAAAAUUAAAGCCUCCGAAAAUACCAUACAAUACCCAAUAGCCAAAGGAAAGUGUGAAAGACUGGUUGGCCUGAGACCAUACAAGAAGUAUUUUCUAUUCCUUUUUAUUUAAAAAUACAUUUACAGCAAGAUGGUAUAUACAGGUUUCUGCCCGCGCCGAAGGUAGGAGUCCACUAUGUUGUGUAAAAUUGUGUUGUAUUAAAUGUAUAA